Molecule: messenger RNA, 198 nt
Organism: Cylicostephanus goldi
Lineage: Eukaryota; Metazoa; Nematoda; Chromadorea; Rhabditida; Strongylidae
Source: the annotation of a GenBank genome assembly
UACCCACCACAAGGACACCAAUAUCCACAGCAUGUACCACCACAACCUUAUGGUGCACCACCACAUGUUCAUGCACCACCGCCGGUAAUGGUUCAUGACAAUCAUCAUCAUGAUCCUCAUCAUCAUGUACCUCAUCAUGAUCAUCAUCACGAUCAUCACGAACAACAUCAUCAUGAUCAUCAUCAUGGUCAUCACUAG